Linum trigynum is the source of this 1374-nucleotide messenger RNA. NCBI's taxonomy places the organism in Eukaryota, Viridiplantae, Streptophyta, Magnoliopsida, Malpighiales, Linaceae. The record is from the annotation of a GenBank genome assembly.
CGGCCUAUUCCAGGAAAAGAACUGCUCGAAUUCUGUCGAACUUCGACAUCGGUGCCGCCGUCGAUUCAAACGAUAAAGUGAAGAAGCAAAUCGCGAAUUCCUCUCUGCCAAGUCUCUGCAUUGCUAGAUCUCAAGCCGGUCCUCCGAGAGUUAGUUAGGUGGGUAACGAUCUCGAGUUCCUUCUCCAAUUCAGUUCAGCGGGGAAUUACUGGCGGCAAGCAAAAAUGGAAGCUCUGAAAUCGGCCAUGGACCAGCACUUGGACCAAAUGGCGGAUCUGGUUCAGAAGCUCUCUUCCGAGCUACGAUCCGGACUCCAGCCGGCUUACGAGAAUUUCAUGGGUUUCUUUCACGCCAUUGACUGGACGGAGCCUUGGUUGAUGGGGAUGAUGGGAUUCCAUGUAUUGCUACUUAUUGUAGCUAUAUUCUCGAGGAAGAACACUAAUUUCCAGAUGGGGUUGUUCUUUCUCACCUUGGCUGGGGUACGUUUAGCCGAGAUCUUGAACAGAAUACUUGGAAACAACUGGAGAAGCUUUGCAACCCAGAACUACUUUGAUCCGCACGGUAUAUUUCUUUCAGCAGUCUGGUCAGGGCCUCUUCUGGUCAUUGCCUGUCUAAUCCUGAUAAACACACUUUUCAACCUCUGCUACAUGGUGGUGAAGUGGAAAAGGGCGGAGCUGAAACACCGAGCCAGACUUGCUCGUGAUAAGCAGGAAUGAGAUUGUGGACUUCUUUCUUUAGGAACAAUGACAAUGCGAAAGAGUGCUUAAUGCUUCCAUGCGGGGAAGUUUUUGUGGUUACUAAAAACAAAGCUAAGCCGAUUCGAUUCUUUCCCCUUUUUGCUCUAGUCAUUAUUGAAAAGGUGUAAAUUGUUGAUACUCAACGAUAGAUUCGUCGGACUCGAGCUACUGGUUAGACCGAGCUGUAGGUCUCCUAGUUUGUUCAGAAUCAUGUGCUCCCAACUCUUUGUUCCGUAUCCUAUCUCUUGGUGACAGCAGCAGAUCUCCAUUGUUGUAGAUUGUUUUCUAUGGACCAAGAAGUAAAGAAGACUAGUCUUUUCUGCAUGAUUGUGAGUUUGUGACCACAUAACUUAAUGCUACCUCAUCUCAUGUGCCCAUCACCGCACCUUUUCGGAUUAUCCACCGCCACAGCCCUCAAUUACUGAAGUACCUUCAGACAUCGAUUGCUUAGCUAACAUUAGGCCAGUUCCUGCGCUAUCAUCCCUCUGCAAUCCCUUGAGACACUGUCAAGUCUUUGCUCAGUCCAUCUCCAGCGACACACACUUCGCAAAAGGAGAAGGAAGGUUAUGAUGUUCAUUCCAUUUCCAUACAUAAGUAAUAACUUCCCCGAUUGGGUAAGUAAAUCGAAGUAUUGAAG